Messenger RNA from Dioscorea cayenensis subsp. rotundata (Guinea yam), 790 nucleotides. RefSeq names its product nodulin-26-like. Gene Ontology annotation, biological process: transmembrane transport. Gene Ontology annotation, cellular component: membrane. Bases 1 to 750 code for a protein of 249 amino acids. Lineage: Eukaryota; Viridiplantae; Streptophyta; Magnoliopsida; Dioscoreales; Dioscoreaceae. The transcript is spliced from 4 exons. Gene Ontology annotation, molecular function: channel activity. The record is from RefSeq and is a predicted model, not a curated record.
AUGACCUCUGCUUCCAUUGAAAUAGCUCCCAAAUUGGAAGAAGAUGAACCUCUGAUCUCUAGAAUCAACAUUCACAAGUUUGCAGCAGAGUUCAUAGGGACAUAUAUUCUAAUACUCAUUGGAGUAGGAUCGAUAAUUGUCGAUGAAAGGGUGCACAUAACAUUGCUUGGUGUUGCCUUGGCUUGGGGCACCGUCGUCAUAGCACUUGUAUAUACUAUCGGGCACAUCUCCGGUUGCCAUCUCAAUCCGGCAAUCACCAUUGCCUUCGCCUCCAUUCGUCAAUUCCCUUGGAAAUUGGUACUUCCAUAUAUGGUGGUUCAAGUGCUUAGUGCAACUUUAGCGUGUUUAACACUUCGGUGUUUAUUUGUGGGUGAAAAUGCUAGCUUGAUGCUAUCUCAUCCUAUUGGAAGUACAGGAAACUUAAACGCCGUAACAAGUGAGAUCAUUGUUACUUGCAUCCUCAUGUUCGUCGUUUGUGGUACUGUCACCGAUCCCAUGGCAAUUAACGACCUCGCGGGAGUAGCUAUCGGUGCUACCGUUAUCUUCAAUGUCGUCAUUGCAGGGACAAUCAGUGGAGCAUCAAUGAAUCCUGCAAGAAGUUUAGGCUCUGCCUUUGCCACAAUGAACUUUCAAGGGAUAUGGAUAUACAUAACUGCACCAGUGAUUGGGGCUGUUGCUGGAUCAUCACCGUACUUCUUUGUUAGCUUACAUGAUUUUAAGAAGAAGAGCAGCAUGACUUUGAAAACAUGAGAGAAUUCACUUUGUAUUUUCAUCAUCUCUAAUGACAUUU